Andrographis paniculata is the source of this 1434-nucleotide messenger RNA. Its product is annotated as UPF0613 protein PB24D3.06c. NCBI's taxonomy places the organism in Eukaryota, Viridiplantae, Streptophyta, Magnoliopsida, Lamiales, Acanthaceae. The record is from RefSeq and is a predicted model, not a curated record. The transcript is spliced from 9 exons. The coding region runs from base 139 to 1182 and encodes 347 amino acids.
UGGGCAACCCUGCGAUGGAGAAGGGCCACAAAGAUAGAACCAGCCGCGAUCAUUGCAAUCCGAUGAUUUUGCGCGAAACGGAGAAGAGAUUCGCAGAAACAACGUGGAUGAUCAACUGACAACAAACACCAUUUCGCAAUGGAAAAUGUGGAUGCGAAUCCUUCGACGCCGUCUAACGAGUGCACGACCCCAUCCUCAGCCUCCUGGCUUUCCGGAAUGGUACGAAGCCGCUCCGACAGCUUCAAGAGGCGCAACAAUUCCUCCGGCGACUAUGCCGGCAGCAAUUGGGUGCAGAUUAACAGCAAGGGACGAUUCCACGGCGUGAUGUUCAAGUACGGGCCAGCACCGGUUCAGGUUGCAUUUAGAACGGGUAAUUUCAAACAGCAAGUCAUAUUUGUUGGUGGAUUAUCCGAAGGAUUUCUGGCUACAGAAUAUUUGGAACCCUUGGCAAAUGCUUUGGAGAAAGAACAUUGGUCUUUAGUUCAAUUAUUGUUAUCGUCUUCCUACAGCGGUUAUGGCGCCUCAAGCUUGAAACAAGAUGCCAUGGAGCUCGAUCAGCUGCUGAGGUACUUUAUCUACAAGGAAGAAUCCGAUGGAGUUGUGCUGCUCGGACACAGCACCGGUUGUCAGGAUAUCGUGCAUUACAUGCGCAGAAAUGCUAUGUGUUCAAUGGCCGUUCGCGGAGCCAUUCUGCAGGCCCCGGUUAGUGAUCGCGAGUAUAAAGCGACAUUCCCAGAAACGGCUUCCAUGAUUGAUUUGGCUUCGAAGAUGAUAAGCGAUGGCCGUGCAUCCGAAUGGAUGCCAAGAGAAGCCAAUCCCGACUCUCCAAUUACCGCUUAUAGCUCGGCCAUUUGCAGAUACCAUUCUCUGUUUGGAUACAAUGGCGAUGAUGACAUGUUCAGCUCCGAUUUCAGCGAAAGCCAGCUGAAACAGAAACUCGGGCACAUGUCUAAGAUCCCUACCUUAGUCAUGUAUUCGAUGGCUGAUGAAUUUGUGCCACAUUACAUCGGCAAAGACGCUCUCGUUGACAGACUUUGCACGGCGAUGGGUGGGGCGGAGAAGAUUGAGAUCGAGCGAGGGAACCAUACACUGUCCAACAGAGUCGAAGAAGCCGUUCAAGCCAUAACGGCGUUUGUUAAAUCUAGCGACGGACGCAAAAUAUGGGAGGAUCCGUGGAGUUGAGAACGUCGAAAACUCGAUGUUUUUCAGGCAAGCCUACUACUAGUUCCUUGCAUACACCACCAUCAUCUUGUAGCUAUGUUGAUUGUUUUGUGAAAAAUGGAAAGUUCCAAUUUUUGCUGGAAUUUCCUACAAAAAUUUUUCAUUUACAAUGUUGUUGUAGUUUGCAAUAGAUCUUGUGCUAAUUCAUUAAUUAAAGUAAUCUAUACAUGUUGAUUAGAUUAAGAUCGUUUUUGUUUAGUGUAUAUAGUUUUU